Camellia sinensis is the source of this 1314-nucleotide messenger RNA. Its product is annotated as zinc finger protein ZAT9. Lineage: Eukaryota; Viridiplantae; Streptophyta; Magnoliopsida; Ericales; Theaceae. Gene Ontology annotation, biological process: regulation of DNA-templated transcription. The record is from RefSeq and is a predicted model, not a curated record.
UCAUAUUUGCAAAUUCACAUUUUUGGUUGUCUCUGUCUUUUUGGUGGGGAGAGAGGAGAGGAGAUUAGAGGAAUGCUUUUGGUGGGAAGAGAGGAGAGGAGAUUAGAGGAAUGCUUGUCACCCACUCCUCUAUAAGUUCCCACUCCAUCUUCUCAAUCUUUUAGAGAGAGAAACAAUCAAACAAAACAAAUCUUAGGGAGGAAACAGAGUCUGCUCUGUUUUUUUUUUCUUUUUUAUCUUUUUUUGUUGUGUUGAUGGAGAGAUACAAGUGUAAGCUCUGUUCUAAAGCUUUUGCCAAUGGCAGAGCUUUGGGUGGUCACAUGAGGUCUCACUUGGCCAACCUACCGAUUCCACCAAAGACCCAAAAGCCACAACAACUCAGUGAGCCUACCGAGUCAGCUUCAUCUCUGUCUUCUUCUUCAGAAGAAGAACAAGUGAGAGAGGGGAGUGAAGAGAAAGCUCUGGUUUAUGGGUUGAGAGAGAACCCAAAAAGGAGCUUCAGAUUAGUAGAUCCCAAGUUUCUCGAUGGAGGGUCGGUGGUUCAAGACAGAGAGAGCGAGACCGAGUCAUCCAGAAACCCAACUCGCCGGCGAUCCAAGCGGACUCGGAAGAGUCCCAAGUUGAAAAAACCCAGUUCGAUCGAGUCGGUGACCGAGUUGGAACAGGUGAGUUCGGUCUCGGAUACAUCCACUGAGGAAGAUGUUGCUCUGUGUUUGAUGAUGCUUUCGAGGGACACAUGGAGUUCGGAUGACUCGGGCGAGUUGAGACCGCCAAGUCAGAGGAAAUACCAGUGUGAAACUUGCAAGAAAGAGUUCGGAUCGUUUCAGGCACUGGGUGGACACAGAACGAGUCAUACUAAGGUAGUCAAGAGCUGCAUUGCAGACAAUGUGGAUCAGAAUCAGAAGGUUCAUGAGUGUCCAGUUUGUUUCAAAGUGUUUGGUUCGGGUCAAGCACUUGGUGGGCACAAGAGAUCACACCUGUUGAGUUCAUCAAAGUCUGCUAGUAAAUUUGGAGAGAGUUUGAUAGAUCUGAACUUGCCAGCUCCAAUGGAAGAUGAAGGUGAUGAUGAUGAUGAUGAUGAGCAUAGUCAACUAGAGAUCUCUGCUGUCUCUGAUGCUGAAUUCAUCAAGCAUUGACACCUUUCUCAUAGCCAUUGACAUAGUUCACAGGUUAUUUUAUUUUAUUUUUUCUUUUUUAUUAUAUUUUGGGCAAUUGUUAUGAUUUGAGAACAUAUUAGGCUGUUUUGUGCAAUUGGGUUAAAUGGGUUUUUAUAAUUAUAGAUGUUUCUUUCACUUUUGUGAAGAGAUCAAUUAA